CAUCACCAUCGUAGUGGUGCGGUCAUACGCAGGUGUCGUUGUUUCGGUAUCUUUGGUGCUUCGACGCGAAGGAAGAGGAGAAAAGUGAACCCGUUGAGUUUAAUAUUGUUCGCUCUAAGGGGAACCACUCGGUCUUUGCUAUCUGGAACGUGCAGAUGGAGGGUCAUAUGUUAGCAAGCCUGUUCCUAGGACUUUUCUACAUCCUGGGCGCCGCGGCCUCCCUGGAAUGCAGUGGACUGCUCACCGAAGCUGUAGGGGAGAUGAAGUCUCCUGGCUACCCCGAUGCCUAUCCUGCCAACGUGGACUGUCGAUGGAUCAUUGAAGCUCCGCCAACCCGAAAAAUCAUCCUCUCAUUCAAUGAUUUCUUCAUCGAGGAUACUGUUUUCUGCACCCAUGGUGACUAUCUCGUCGUUUCCGAACCCGGUUAUGACAAUUAUGUAUUCUGCGGUCGAGAUCAUCCCAGGACCAUCGAGUCCGUUGGAAAUGCCCUCGAUAUCAACUUCGUCUCGGAUGGCGACGACCAACAUGGAUUCCGGUUUAGUCUCACCUAUAUUACCGUUUCCAAAUGCGAAGAUGGAUGGGAAGAAUUUGAGUUGAUGUAUGAUGAUAAAGUUUACCUCUAUCAAACUCCUAGCGGAGAGUUUAAAACGCUUCCAUAUGUUCAUUAUCGCAUCCCGGAAGUUGUUGAGGGAAACGAGGGUGAGGAGAAUUGUGACAAUUACGGUUUCUCUCGAUUCGUCAGGGCAUUUGCCCUCAAAGAUAAGUCGAAAGAAGAGGUUGCGAAUGCUAUGGAGAGGAUUUUCCGAGAGGUGCCCGGCUACAAAAAACUACACGUCGAUUACGGCCGACAGUUUUACAAUAGGACCAUGGAUGCUCUUCUGAACAAGUUUCGAAUCGAACGCGAAACAGCUAUUUUAGGUGAUUACAGUUUGGACCCGCUCAAGACAGAGCAUGCUUUCUGCAACAACGUAUCGGUGACGAUCGAUGGGAUAACAAUGUAUAGCGUGAACCUCGAUACCGAAACCAAUGCCGUCACACAACCCUACCUGGUGACACUGGAUGCCGUCGGAAAUGCCAAUAUGGAAUUAGAUUUCAAGUCCUACGGAACUCGCCGUUUCAUGAUUUGUUUCGACUUGAGUUCAAACCAUAGUGUGCCAGAUCGCCAUGAUCUGGCACACUCAGAGCAGCCUUUCUUUAGAACCGGCCACCUGAAGCUGGGUUUUUAUGGAGAUACAUUUGAAAGAUUCGUGAGCGAGCAUGGGGGAAAAUCGGUUGUCUACAACGACGUUCAAGUUCAGAGCUCAAGGGCAAAAACAUGCGGGGUCCACGUCAUUUUCUACCUCAUUCGUCGAUGUCUUGGCCACAGCGUGAAAGAAAUGAUCAUGUACAUCAUCAGGGUACACUCUGCAGAAGAGCGAGAUGAUGCAUUGGUGCUUUUAUCGGUAUUGGCUCAUGUGAAAUUGGAGGCAACAUCUCCUCAUACUAUCGUGCUCAGACUCGAAGGAGAGAAUCGACUCAGGAGGAAGACCAUCGAGGAGAAACUCGGGUCGCUACGUUUGUCGCUGCGUCAGAAGCAAAUCCCCGGAGAUGGUUGGCUGCUGGGAGAUUCUGGAUAUCCACAGCGAAGUUAUCGCAUGAUUAACCCAAAAACUAAGGAAGAGGUUGCCUACAACAAUUGUCAUGCAAGAGCUCGUUCUAUCGUCGAAAGAGCUAUUGGAUCACUGAAAGCUCGAUUUAGGAGUCCCAGCCGCACUAUUGGUACUACGAUCCGACAGUCACAGGAAUCACUGGCCUCCAUGCUGAACUAUAAACCUGAGAAGACCCUCGUUGACUGGCGGGAUUUCAUUCGGGAGCUCCUGUACCGCCAACUGGAAAACCUACCUCCGAUAGGCGGCCCUGAGCAGGUCGUGCAAAUUGAUGAGAGCUAUUUCCGGGGUCGACGCAAGAACAACAAGGGGAGGUUCAUGGUGGAAUCUUUGUCUUUUCUUUGUGGAAAGACAAGAUCGGAGAACCUUGCUUCCCAUCAUCCUGAAGCAUAUUCUGCCAGGUCACAUGAUCCGAUCGGUCGAGUGGGGGGUGUACUUGGAAGACCUUCGAAGAGUGCUGGAACUCCUUCUGGAACUUACCCUAACACACAAAGAAUGGGAGGCUCCUGA
Molecule: messenger RNA, 2156 nt
Organism: Darwinula stevensoni
Lineage: Eukaryota; Metazoa; Arthropoda; Ostracoda; Podocopida; Darwinulidae
Source: the annotation of a GenBank genome assembly